UCAAACUGGAGAAGUUAUUAGCGAGGCUAGAACCAACGCCAGGAGUUUCAGAAGAAUGGGGCUCCGGCUGGACUGGCCCAAAUUUUAUUGUGGAAAUCGAAGAGACUGGAUCUGCCUCAGUAACGAACUCAGACUAUCUCAACAGCCUCGAAGAUGUGACCAACGAAACGACAUUGAAUUCCACCACAUCGGGGAGUGGACCCAAAAUCGUGGUACGGCCGGGAGAGGUGAUCAUUGUUGGCCUCGUGCUGAUGCUUUGGGUGGGCGCCAUUGUUUUGUUCUUUAACCGUUGGGGCAAAAUACGUAUGCUGGAACCAUAUCAGCCGAAAUUUCAGCAACAGCAUCGGUCUUCCUGUCCGCUGGUCGAUAUCGACGCAAUACCAACGCAUGGGCGCGCCUCUGUAUCCCGUAUGUCAAUGGGCUUAGUGAAUAACAUCAACAUGCCGACAUGUCAUUUCGCUGCGUAUAAUCCGACGAUAUACGCAAAAGGCUAUGCGACGCAUGCGCGUCCACGCCAAAACUCGGUGUUCGUCGGCCCCAGCCCCAAUCAGUUCAUGAUGCCACGACCGCCGCGUAAAACGCGCUCCGCCAUGGAUUUGCAUUCGAUGGUGCUCGAUGAGGCGGCGGAGGUGUAAAUAACAGAAAAAUAAUAUGCGCGUAUUGGAGAUGAUAGCGAAAGCUUUGUAAAAUAUAUCGAGCGUCAAAGGGAGUUGAGUAAGAGCAAAAUCCAUUCGAAAUGCACUGUCACUUUACGGCGAUUCUAAAGUUUCUUACAUUUAAGAGUUAAAGUAGAAAAGAAAAAAAAACGAAUAUUUUUUUUUGCUCACUAUCUCUACUUAAGCUGUAAGCGUUUUAAGCAAGCAAACUUAUACUUAGCUACUGGAAGCUGUUUUCUGUUGCACUGGUUACUUUCUACAAGUCACUACUACUAUUUGCAUAACCCUCGUAUUUAUGCAUAGAUAUACAUAUAUAUUACAUACAUAUACGUUUAGGAAUUUUUCUUACUCUACUCUACAUCUCUACUUCUUGGAUUGUUCAUUUUGCUCUAUCAAAUUGUAUUUAAAUAUCUGAAGUUAUUCUUAACCUAAAUAAGUCACAGAAAUUAUUCAAAGUUACUUUAAGUAGUUGAGUGUUUUAUACAUUUAUAUGAAUAUGUUUGUAAGUGUCAAAACUAAAAAUUCAAAGAUAUUACCAAGUAUAUGAAAUCCUAUAAAAAAAACUACAAAAAAAAAUCAAAUUAAAAAGUAUACAUUUUUUUCAACGAAAUCUCCUAACUAAAAUUUUAAAUAUAUUACCAAGUAAAUGUAACAACUACACAAGAACAAAAACAAAAAAAAAACAAGAAAUUGAAAAAUAAUAGGCAGAGUGAACCAAUGAGAACCUGGGACGUCAAUAUUCAAAAAAUUCAAAUUUUUAUAAAAAAACAAAUUAUUCUCAGAUUUUAAUCAUCUUUUGAAUCAGCACUAAACAAUACGAAAUCUGCUCCUAAGCCCACCCUUCAAACUGCAUCAGAAGACCAACUACUUCCAAAUAGAAAAAGGAAAUAACCAUUCGAAAGACCCAAAUAUUCUGCACCAAAUCUUAGAAAAACUCACGAAACAAAAUGAGUUCGCGCUAGCGCUGCAAAGAGGCUACUAAUCUUGCAAAAAUCUUACAGGGUUUGAUUGAAAAGUAAUGACCCUUGUUUUUUUAAGCAGUUUUAUUAAACCUUUUGGCUUAUACAACUAAUAUUCUUCGAAAUAGGACCCUUGAGCGUCAAUACACCGCUGGUAGCGGUCCUUCCACUGCAGGAAACAUUUUUUAAACUCAUCCGCCGGAAUCGCGUUCAAUUUGGCUGUCACAGUUUCUUGGAUCGCCUCGAUGGAGUCGAAACGCCUCCCCUUCAGCUUUCUUUUCAGACGCGGGAACAAGAAGAAGUCCGAAGAGGACAGGUCUGGGCUGUUGGGAGGGUGGGGAAGCACCGGAACCCCCAUCUUAGCCAAUGCAGAGGUGCAGAGGAAGGCGGUGUGCGCCGGCGCAUUGUCGUGAUGAAGGGUAAAAUUUGGCACACACUUUGCGCAUUUCAAGUUUUCCGGUCACGAUUUCCCGCACAUUGUAAUAAGUAAAAUUUAACUUCACUGAUCUCACGUAGACUACCACGACGGUCAAUGGUCAAAAAUUCACGAACCCGGUUCACAUCUUCGCCUCUUUGCGUCGUCGAAGGCCUUCCAGAUCGCUGUUUGUCUUCGACGUCCUCCCGGCCUUCCUUGAACGACUUGUGCCACCGUUUUACCUAGACACAAGACAGAGAUUGGUCCCCGUAAGCCUUCUUGAGUAGCCCAACGGUUUCGGUACUCGUUUUGUUUAGCUUUACGCAAAAUUUGAUCGAGUAACGUUGCUCCAAAGAUCGCUGCACUUUCGCCACUGCAAAAUCCUAACACACUUUUAAAACAGCUUUCACGCGCGGAGCGAUAUUGACUGCACCGCUGUUGCCAGGGAACUGGGACCGGUUUCUAGUGGAAGGGGAAGGUCCAACGAUCAUUUUUUCCCACCAGCCGAUUUGGUUGAUCGCUUGGCAGACGCUCCGCGCGGGAAGGCUCAUUACUUUUCAAUCAAACCUUACAUCAACCUAAAUGACUAAUGUUUUUUAGAAUUAUGCUAUGGAAUGCAAACGGCUUAGAUUAGAUUAGUUUAGAUUUGUGGGGGGUUGGACAAGUGCAAGCACUCAGUCAGUUGACCAUUGUACUGCGCCCGGAUAGCUUUCAGUAGAAAGCAUAGAGAGAUAGAAAAGAUAAAAUUUGGGUGGUAAGACGGAAAAAUUAGGUGAAAUGAGGCGACUCUUCCACAAAUCUCUUGGGUUCAUUGAUGAAUCUUAAGAGAUCUGGGAGAGGAAGAGUAUGAACCUCAUCCAUGCUCAGUAUAUCGCAACCCAAUAUUCUAAGUCUGAUUCUGGAAAACGCCGGCCAGCUACAGAGAAAAUGCUCUGCAGUGUGCUCAUCCUCAGUACACGAUAGGCACAUCGGGCUGUCGACGAUCCCUUAAGCUGACCACAGGCGCAAUUUUCCUGUUUGCUUCUUUCACAAGGCACUUGGCUCAACCCUGACCAACGUCCUCUAUGGGUAGACCUCAUGAAGUCGUCAAUCCAUACUUGAAUCGAUGAGGAAUUGACACCUAGAAAGAGUUCAGGGCCUAGUGGCAUACUUGCAGAACCUUCAUUAGCCAAUUUAUCAGCCAACUCGUUUCCAACUUUGUUGUGUUUUGCAACACUGUUCAGUUUUGUUUUACAUUCACCGACUAACUUCUAGGAGCAGCGUGGGUUAGCAAGGGCUAUCAGUGCAGCUUGACUGUCACUACAAAUUCCAAUACUGCUAAACCGCCUUAAUUAUUCUAAUUAGCCAGUAUGCCACAUUCAAGAUGGCAUAGACUUCCGUAAAGAAUACCGUGACCAUCUGUCCUGUGGCAUAGGAGUACUUAGUGUCUUCAUCUAAGUACCAUCUAGAUCCGCUACCAUCACUGGUUUUGGAUCCGUCGGUGUAGAAAUUGUACUGAUAUCCCGUUAAUAGGUUCUCUGGACCUAACCAUUGAUCUGGGAUCAAAACAUCAUACUUCCCACAGAAGCUAACGAAAGGCACCCGAUUUCCCAUUGGCAUCGAGAACAGUGUGCACUGCCCCAACAACUCGUGGUAUAUCAAAUAGUGGACAGUGUUUUCUUCAUUUUCCCAGAAUUCCUUUAACUUGAGCUUGUACGCCGCCUUCAUUGCUUCCUUUCGAAUUUGAAGAUCUAGAGGUGGCAAGUUCAGAAUGGCAUUAAGGGCAUCACUAGAUGUCUUACUCAUGGCACCUGUGAUACCCAAGCACAUACUUCUCUGCAGCUUGUUUAGGGGUUUUACUCUGCAAUUAAGCAUUGUAGCCGUCCACCAUACUACAGAGGCGUUUGUAAAAAUGGGUCUAAUCAGAGUGAUGUACAACCAGUGUACUAUCGCCGGUCUUAGACCCCAUGUCUUGCCAAAGGUUCUCUUACACUGACAGAAGACUUUGAGUGUUCGAGAGACCUACUGCUCGACGUGCUUCUUCCAGAUAAGCUUACUAUUUAGGAUUACUCCUAAGUAUUUAACCUCGGAAGACAGUUGCAGUGUGUCCAUUUUCAAUGUGGGUAGUAUCAAGCCUUCCUUAUUGCGUUUCCUAGUGAAAAGCGCUAUGGUAAUUUUUGUAGGAUUCACCGAAAGGCCAUGCAAUGCGCACCAAUAAUCAAUCUUAUUUAGAGCUACCUGAAUUUUAUUGCAUAUAGCUUCAAGUGAUCGUCCUGAGAUUAGUACGCACACAUUGUCUGCGUAGGCUUGGAUGUGUCCAAUUUCCUGCAGAUCAUUAAGAAGAGAGUCCACAACAAAAUACCAAAGUAGGGGAGAGAGUAGCAACCCUUGUUUUUCAGCCCAAAUAUGCGAAUUUUGCUUACUAAAGUAGCCAUUAACCCAAAAACGGGUACUCAAAUGGCUACACAUCAUAAGUGGGCCUGAGCGCGAGGAACUCAUUUCACAGAUCGUCGACUUUCGUAAUUCGAAUGAACGAUUUGUAAACUUCGUUGAGGCGUAAAUCAUUCCAUGAUGAAAUGUUAAUGAAUACUGAUAAAAAAGUAUGUAUUUAGUUUGGCAGUAGUCACUCGUCAUCUGCCUUUAUCCCUCCUGGAAAAAGUACCUCUAGUCUGUCCACUCUUUAUUUACUUGGUAGCCAUAGACUUUUAAAAGGUUUAAACAACUUAUGAACCUUCUGAAGAACAAAGUCAAAAUGCUUACAGGCAUUCUCGAGAGCCACAACGGAUAGUGAAGCCAUAAACUGCGUUUGUCGAUUCUGUGACUCGUCAGUGCAGUCUAAAGAAGAAGAAGCAUGCAUCUUGGCCUGGUAUUGCCGAAAAAAUGGGCAUACGCUCAACUCAGCUCUAUACCGCAUAAGAUCUCUUAAGAGAACUAUGCCUGGAUGAAAUAUUGUUAGAAGUAGGAGGUAUAGUAGGCCUUAUGAGACAGCGGACCACUUUCUGUACGUCUGCCCGGGCUGCGCUCGAAUCAGGCUUGAGGCCUUUGGCACUGAUGUGUUAAGAAGCGACCACCUUGGCUCCUUGGCACCACAAGUUCUACCAGUACUCAGAUUUCUUCGGAGGUCGGGUAGAUUUAAAUAAAAAUAAAAAAAGAAACCGGAGUAUAGUCCAAUGGACGUAAUGUUGUUUGAAUGCUGUACUUGCUAGUUUGUCCCGACGAAAAAAAGGAAAUAUGAUUGGGAUGAUAUUUCUUUCAUAUCAACCGUAGAAUCGAAGCUUUCGUUUCCUUUUUGCUCUAAUUAAUGUUUUUUCAGGGAAACCAAAACAAAAAAAAAAAAAGAAUCAAAAGCAACUCCAACGAAGGAGUAUCUCUUUAGUAGAUUUAUAUUUCGCAAGAAGAAUAUGACGGAAAUGCGGCUCCCAAGAACGCUUACUCUUCAUUAAAAAGUCUGAGAGACCAUUGGACAUUGGAAUUUAAGGGGCAUGGUAGCUGGAGCUUACAGUGUCACUCCUCUUUUUAGCACCUAAAUAUUUUAUCUAUCUAAUCUUAUCUGCCGUGAGACAACUAGCACAGCUUCCUCAGAUAAAAUUAAUUCACAUUUGUGCAAUAAAAUAAAGUAAUGACUAAAAAUCUAGAAUAACUGACGUUUUAAAGCUUAAUCUCUCUGUAAAAUAAAAUUGUAAAAAUAAUCAAGCCAACCUGCAAUUUAACCUUUGCAACAGAAAAUAAAAAAAUACUAUUUCAAGCAAAUUUCUACUGAUUCAAGACGAUUGCAAAGUGAAAAGAACGAAGUUAGGAGAAAAAUUAUUUUCGUACUAAAUCAAUUAAGAAACUUGAAAAAUGGAAAAAAUUACAAAAUUACAAAAAUUAAUCAAAACAUUGGCAAAAAAAGUACAUUAGCAAGAUUUGUAGUUGUAGUGUGUACAGUUAAGAGCAAAAGGGAAAUAUCAGCAACACAAGCAAGGGUAAAAACAACAGCAACAAAUUUAACUAAGAAUAAAUUAAGCCAAAGUAAAAAUAAAAAAAUAAUAAAAAUAUUUAUAUAAUAAAAAAUGUUAAGAAACUGAGUACUAAAAAUUUAAAGGAUAAAAAUAUAUUUCUUAAACUUUUUUUUUAAAUUUAUUACUAUGUGAACUUAUGCAUAUGAAAGCGAGAAAACUAAAUAUUUAGAGUGUAUUUUUACAAUAUGCAACUAUUUACAAAUAUGUAUACAUGCCGACAUAUACACCUGUGUGCACAAUAAUAGCAGCGCGUCAUAUUGCAAAGUUUUGACUAUUGAUUUUUAUUUACUUUUUUUAUGCUUUAUUAAAAAGAGAGGCUUUAUAUUACGACAAAAGCCAUAUAAUUGCAGGUUUCAUACUUUGGGCACUUAAAAGAAUAAAAUAAAAACUUAAAGAAAAAAAUUUUAAUUAAUCAAAAUUUCAAACUUAUUUUUUUAUAAAACAGAACUGUUAUUUAUAUAAUUUUUUUUAUUUUUUUAUUAGAAAAUAAAGUUUAUACAACAAAAAAUAAAGUUUAUACUACAACAACAAAGUAUGAUUCCAGGCUUCAAAUUUUUUUUAUUUUU
Messenger RNA from Anastrepha ludens (Mexican fruit fly), 6576 nucleotides. RefSeq lists its product as uncharacterized. NCBI's taxonomy places the organism in Eukaryota, Metazoa, Arthropoda, Insecta, Diptera, Tephritidae. The coding region runs from base 252 to 635 and encodes 127 amino acids. The record is from RefSeq and is a predicted model, not a curated record. The transcript has 5 exons.